GCAGCAGCCCGUGUGCGCCUCCAGCGCUGCCGGCGGGGGCAGCCCCGCUCGCCUCGCCCGCCGGGGAUGUGGCCGCGAGCAGAAGCCGCCGCCGCCGCGAGGCGCCGAGCCUGGGCUGAGCCGGCCGCGGGUCCCGCCGCCGCCGCCGCCAUGGGGGACCGGGGGCUGCUGCUGCGCUACCUGCUGCUGGGCUUCCUGGGCUGGGGCGCGACCGCCCAGCCGGCGGGGGGCGAGUAUUGCCACGGCUGGGUGGACGGGCACGGCCGCUACCACGAGGGCUUCCAGUGCCCCGAGGACUUCGACACCCCGGACGCCACCAUCUGCUGCGGCUCCUGCGCCCUGCGCUACUGCUGCGCCGCCGCCGAGGCCCGGCUGGAGCAGGGCGGCUGCACCAACGACCGCGAGCCGCCGAACCCGGGGGUGACAGCCCAGCCGAUCUACGUUCCUUUCCUUAUUGUUGGAUCCAUGUUCAUCGCCUUCAUUAUUGUGGGUUCGCUGGUAGCGGUUUAUUGUUGCACGUGUUUAAGACCUAAACAAACAUCACAGCAGCCAAUACGAUUCUCUCUUCGAAGCUAUCAGAUCGAGACUCUUCCAAUGAUCCUGACCUCCACUAGCCUCCGGACCCCGUCCAGACAGUCCAGUACUGCAACCAGUUCGAAUUCUACUGGAGGCUCCAUUCGCAGGUUCUCUUUCGCCAGGGCAGAAUCUGGGUGUUUAGUGGCAUCUCCACCGUCACCUUACACAUCUGGCUGCUUACAAACCGGCCAUUCUAUCCACCUAACUCAACCAGCUGGAUUUUUGGUGUCAGCACCCUAUUUUGGCUAUCCCCUUCAACCAGAACCUUCCCUAGCUGGGAGGAGCUGCCCAGAUUUUAGCUAGGAGUUUUCAAAAGUAAUAUAGCCAUAGGAGGUAUACUGCUGCCUUGUACAUUUCACAUUAAUAUGUUCUGUAGUUAUUGAACUCAAAACCAUUUGAAUAGGGGAGUUGCCCAUUGAAAAGUGCAAGAUUGUGUAGAAACUGGUACAAAUACUUACUUUAGUCGUAAAACACUUUCCUCGUAUGUAACUGCAUAUAAAUUAUGAAACAUUUUAAACAUUUAUUUCUUUCAAAAAGUGACCUUUUGGUAACUUAUUCUAAUGUGUGCAGAAUUUCUUCAGAGAGAUGUAGAAGACCAAUUUGGGAUACAAUUAUUAAUAACAUAGCUAGAAGAGUUAUACAUUACUUUUGAGGUCCAAAUGAUAUUAACUCCGUUAUAACAAACCAACAAGAUUCUGCAACUCUUGAACAAUUGUUUAUUCACCAGAAUAGUCCCAUUUACGGCAUUGAUACUGCUCAGGUGAGUAAGGGUUGCAGGAUCCUGACCUGGGGUUGAGGGAAGAAAGCUAUAAAAAUGGGGAGGAAGGGGGGGGGGAAUUGUAUACGGUUAUAGAUACCAGAAUCUGAUUUUUUUUAAAGUGCACAUAAUAUAACCGAGAUUAGGGAGCAUAAACUUUAUUUUUGAAAGUAAAGCGUUAGAAAGAUAGGGCGAGAUAUUUUAAUAUUGUUUAAGUUUAGUUUAAAACAUGCCCAAGCUCCCAGUAGUCAGAUCAUUAUAUAUGGAAAAAGUACAGCCUACACAAUAAUCUCAUUAAGAGAUGGUCCAUGUAAAAUCCUAAAAGCAUCAUUACUUCAAAACAUUUUUAUGAAAGGAGAAUUUUCUGUCAGCAUUUCGUUCAGCAACAUUUAUAUAAAUACAUAGUGGACAAAGUGGUCUUCAAGUUCUAUUUGUAAAAUUAGUAAUGUAUAAAAUGUAAAGACAAAUUUGUAAUUUAAAAUGUAUGUACAGCAUUCACAAUAUUAAUUAUUUAGUAGUCAUAUUGAAUUGUUUUAUGUCAAACUGGCUGAAAUUUUAAUUUGGUUGUAAUUCUCUACAAAAUGCCAUUCAGAAACUGUGAACCUAUUAAGCAAUGUUCAUUUGGAUACAGGAUCAAUACAUUCAUAUUUUGUUUUCUGUAC
Molecule: messenger RNA, 1995 nt
Organism: Chelonia mydas (Green sea turtle)
Lineage: Eukaryota; Metazoa; Chordata; Testudines; Cheloniidae
Gene: SHISA3
Product: shisa family member 3
Exons: 2
Coding region: 67-879 (270 amino acids)
Source: RefSeq, a predicted model, not a curated record